Pomacea canaliculata is the source of this 9313-nucleotide messenger RNA. Its product is annotated as terminal uridylyltransferase 7-like. The transcript has 29 exons. Gene Ontology annotation, molecular function: RNA uridylyltransferase activity; nucleic acid binding; zinc ion binding. The record is from RefSeq and is a predicted model, not a curated record. Lineage: Eukaryota; Metazoa; Mollusca; Gastropoda; Architaenioglossa; Ampullariidae. Bases 107 to 6031 code for a protein of 1974 amino acids.
ACUCUAGUUAACAUCCACUACAUCGUUGAAAAAUCAAGCAAAGGCAACACAAACCAAUUCCAAUCUCUUUAGAUGUAGGUCAACAAAACAAAGAUUUGGUACAGACAUGAGGGAUGGCAAAGACAAAAUGAACAAGAAAAAGAAAAAGCAGAAUGGACCCAUGGAAGCCACUUCAGGUCAUCCUUAUAUGGCCAUGACGAGUCACAAAAUGGUUGAUAUGGGAAAAGAAGCUCAACAGCAAAUGGGAGAAACUUCUGUAAAAACUCCUUUACUACCCUCACCUCGAAAAGGAUCUGGUAACCAGUCCUCAGGAGAUUCCAUGUUACCAUCAGCAAAGCAGCAAGGUGGUGUUAGAAAAGAGGGGAUAACAGUGGUUCUCAGUGGUUGCAGCAGAGAAGUGGAAUACCACAGUAGGAAUGUGAAUCAAGGAGGACCGUCAAAACAUGGACCAGAGGGAGCCAAAGCCAAAAGUAAAGCCGAUAAAAAAGGAAGACAUGGUCAAGGGCAAGCUAUUGACAGAAAGCAAGCCAGCCAUGAUAAAUAUUUGACUCAAGGAAAAACUUCUAACCAAAAGAGUUUUAAAGGAACACUUGCCAACAAAGAUGAUGACUCCAUUUUGAGGCUGCUUGCAUCACACAGAAUUUUUGAGCUGAGGAAGAGAAACUUGAGUUUUCCAAAUGCUAGAUUCUUCUGUCGCCUCUGUGAAUAUCAUCUUGACACUAUUGAGGAUUGUGAAAAACAUCUCGGAGAAAAUCGUCAUGAGCGCAAAAAAGAGGCAGCUGACUCUGAAGGCAUCCUGCAGCAUAUUCCUGAACCAACCACAGAUCAACUACAAGCUCUGAAUGCAAUGCUUGAAGCUGUUGUGCUGGAGCAUGGGCUUUCAUCUGUAGAACUGCAAAUGCGACAAGAUGCUGUUGAUCGUCUUCAGAAGUUUAUUUCUCAGUUCAAAGAGGGAGUGGUGCUACAGCUGUAUGGUUCAUCAAGGAGCAGCUUUGGCUUAAAAGAAAGCGAUGUUAAUAUUGAAGUAUGUGGCAAAGGACCUGCUCCAAAGCUGCUGUUGGAUGUUUUUAGCAUUCUUCACAAAGAGCAGGGUAAAGAAUUCAUUAAUGUUCAGAGUGACUUUUUGGCCAAGGUGCCUGUGGUGAAUCUGACAGAUGCAGCAACAGGUUUAAAAAUUGUGCUUGGCAUUAAGAGUCAUUCAGCUGUUCUCACCAGUGACCUCCUACAUUUGUACAGUCUGGCUGAUCCACGGGCCAGGAAGAUAGCUGUCAUACUACGCUGCUGGGCUAAACUUUGCCAUCUAGAUCGUCAGGAGGAGGGAACUUUGCCACCAUUUGGCUUUGGCAUUAUGGCUGUAUAUUUUUUACAGCAGAUUAAGCCCCCAGUUCUGUGUGUGUUGACGGAUCCAAAGGAGGCUCCCAGUAAUCCCAGUUCAGAGCCAGUAACAGUGUUUGAUGAGUUCAAAGAGCAAGUAGGGGCUUGGGCUUCUUCCAACAAGAUGAGUAUUGGGGAGCUGUGGGUGCGCUUGCUCAGGUUUUACUGUCUAGAGUUUAAUAGCAUUCAGCAUGUGGUCUCGAUCCGACAGCAGGAACCACUACAGCGUUCAGAAAAGAAGUGGCAUUCCAAGAGACUUGCCAUUGAAGAUCCUUUUGCACCAAAGAAGAAUGUUGCCAACUCUAUGGGCAACACACUUAUAUACGAGUACUUCCAGGGGUCAUUAAGAAAAGCAUAUUAUUAUUAUGGACUUCCUAGAAAUGCAAGUGGAGAGUCUUUGGUUUCAAUCGACUCAUUAAAGGAACUGGCACAUCAGAGAACUGUUCAGCUCUUGAAAGAACACCAGGAAGAAAAAGACAAAGAUUCAUGUAACAAGGAUGCAGCAAGCAUAAGCAUGAAGAUAGAUGCAGAGAAAACCAAAUCCAAAAAUACUUCUCACAAAGAGAAAAAGAAAGCAAAGGUUCAUUCAGAAAGUGAUGAUGCAACACAAGCACCGAGUAUUAAUGCAGAUAAUGCAAAAAUAAGUAAAACUUGUGAAGCAGGUGGUAAUUGUGAAACCGAUGUAAAUCUAGUUAAUUCCAGGUUGCCUCUUGAUGAUAAUGAACACCUUAAACUGGUUAAUGGAAAAUAUUCAACUGGUGCUAUUACAACCAUUAAGAAACAGGCAGAAAACUCACCAGAAAGUCAGAUUAUUAGCAUUAUUAAUGGGCAGGAAGGCACAAACGACAAAUCAGAUCUGUGCUCUUGCAAAAACAUUGGUGGCAAUGUAACAAGGGAAGAAAAAGCAGGAGAUGCAAUUGAUGGUGAACAAGCUGAUGUGAUGAAAGCUGAUCAUUCUUGCAGGGAAGAGGAGGCAAGAGGUGCAGCAAAAAUAGACUCAACUGGUGAAAGGAAAGUAGAAGACACCUUUAUAGUAGGUGCAGCUGAAACUAGGGGAUCUUAUACCAAAGAUCCAUCUACAGAGACUGAUGCUGCGGAUUGUUCAGACAUUAAGUUGUUUGUGCAGGAUGGAAUUGUGAAUGCUUUUCAAACACAGAAAUUACUACUUGAUAAUGAGCAGAUAGAAGACACUGGCAAAACUUUAGGUUUGGAGGAUUCAAGUUUUCCACAUGACCAGAUACAGGGAUCACCAGUUCAGACACCAGGUUGUGCUGGUGAGUUGCCAAAUAUAGCAUCAAGAGACAAAGGCUCAAACUGUCAGAGUGAAAUUAUCACAGAUAGGGCAGUGAAAAGAUCAUCUGUAAACAGUCAUAUUUUAGAGAAAGGUGUAGAGUCUAAAGAAUCUGAGAACAGUCAUGCCAGCAUCAAAGAAGCAGCUGCAGGACUAGCUGCAGGUGAUACAGAGUCAGUGGAGGAGGCUUUGAAAGAUCUUAGUUUGAACGAUGACAGUACUGUAGAUCACCAGUCAAGGAAUGAUGUGACCAAACUGAUUGCCAGCCAGUCACACCAGACUCACCAGGCCAUUGAGAAUACUAUAAGAGUUGCAGACCAGUAUUAUAACCAGGUGGUAGAUGCUGAUGAUGAGAAACUGCAAAACUUUGCCAGGGAGUAUGCAGAGCUCAUUGUGGUGAAGGCACGUCAUAGUCUGCAACAGACUCUCACUUGUGACGAGCAAAAAAGAUCUUCGCAGCCGGAUGAAGGAAGACUGGUGGUCACCAGUUCUGAGCAGAUGUUGGGAGACAGGGUAGAUGAAUCUCUGUCCCAUUCACAUGAAUAUCACCAGGAUGCUAAAGGAGAAACUAUCGCAAAAUCAAUGCAGAUUUCCAGUGCUGUAGAGGUCUUUCACUGUGUCUAUAAGUUCUCAGAAGAUGUGUUCACAGAUGGAAAGGGCCCAGCUGUUAUCUGCAGCUAUUGUGAACAGGAAGGACACCUUAAAAUGAACUGCCCUGAGGAUCAGCUUCCCCCAGUUGAACCCUUACCACCAAUGACAAACAGACACAUGACCUUACUGAAUAAAGUUGUCAGCCAAAUCAUCUAUGACUUUGGGCUGAGUGAAGGAGACUUCUACAAGAGAAACAACCUUGCAAUGGAGCUAGAGGCUUUUGUGCGCCAGAUAUAUCCAGACGCCCAUUUUUACUUAUUUGGAUCAUCAUGCAAUGGCUUUGGAUUUCAAACAAGUGACCUUGAUAUUUGCAUGACCUUGGAAGGGAAGACUGUAGAAGAUCUGGAUGUGGCCGAGACCAUAGAGAAUGUGGCAAAACGACUCAAACAAUAUCGAGGACUAUACAACAUUAUUCCCAUACCUACAGCCAAGGUGCCCAUUGUUAAGUUCACAGACAGCAGAACUCGCCUGGAAGGGGACAUUAGUCUUUACAAUAUCCUUGCCCAGAGAAACACAGAACUGCUACAUCACUACUCUCUUAUUGAUACCCGUGUUCGUCAGCUAGGAUACGCUGUCAAGGUCUUUGCCAAGGUGUGUGACAUUGGUGAUGCCUCUCGAGGAAGUCUAUCAUCAUAUGGCUAUAUCUUGAUGAUGCUGCACUUUCUACAGCAGUGCAAUCCACCAGUCAUACCUGUCCUGCAGGAAUUGUAUCCUCCAGGACAAUCACCAGAAGUGCUCGUGGAAGGCUGCAAUACAUGGUUCUUCGGUGACUUAGCAAGCUUGCCCAAAGUCUGGAAAUUCUUCCAGAAGAAUAAACAAACCCCAGGAGAGCUGUGGAUAGGGUUUUUCCGCUAUUACCUGGAAGAAUUUAGUUGGAAGGAGAGGGUCGUGACAAUCCGGCAGAAAGCCCCAUUGACCAAGUUUGAGAAACUCUGGAAUGGAAAAUGUUUAGCAGUGGAAGACCCUUUUGACCUCAGUCAUAACCUUGGAGGUGGGCUGUCUAGAAAGAUGAACAAUUACAUCUACAAGACUUUUGUGAAUGGUCGUGCUCUCUUUGGCACCCCGCAUGAAAUGAAUAUGCCUCUCUUCAGUCGAUAUCGUUCACCACCGGAUUACUUUUUUGACAGUGAUCUGCUGUGUGAUGGUAAGCCACCAAAUGACCGAGGCUGUCGGAUGUGUGGGAAAAUUGGACAUAUGGUGAAGGAUUGUCCUAAUCGCCGACCAAGAAAACAAAAUAAGGGGCAAGAUGAAAACAGGGGGAACAAUGACAAGCAAAAGGUCACUAGUCAAGAGCUACAUAACAAGGACCAAAAUCAAACAAAACAAUCGAAGCAGAUGGCAAGCAGCAAGGUUCCUGCAUCUCCUGCAGAGGGAAAGAAAACACCAAAGAAAGAUAAGCAAGAGGUAACAUCUAACAAGACUUCAACCGUAUCUACCACACCAGCCAUCACCGCCACUUCUGUCAUCAGCAGCAGUAGCAAUGAGGGUCCUCCACCAUUGCCAGCUCAGUCGCAGCAGGCCUGCAGCAGCCCACAGGCAACAUCUACCAGUGUUCAUACUCCUUCCCCUACAAGCUCAUCACAAGGAAGUAUUCCCCAAGCACUGAGAAGGAUCCCAUCAGGUUCCCAUCCCCCAGGGAUUCCUGUUGAGCUGCAGCAAUUGUUUAACAUGUGUGGAGGAUCUGAAUCAAGUCUUAGUCAGAUAUUUACAGCCUCUGUUCCCAUACCUGGAGUCAACCCACUGUCUCCACUCUUGCUGAACCUUACACCUGAACAGCAAAUGAACCUUCAGACUUCUGGGACUGUUUGGGGUGGAUCACCUAGUAAUGGUGGUGAUCUUAGGAGCAGGGACAAAGAGAGCCCCAGUCAAGGCCAGGAGCACCGUCCUACCACACCAGGGGCUCCAGCUGGAAAGGUUCAGGAGGAAGAUUGUGUCAAAUCUUUGAAGCCCAUGCACCAUCCCUCUUUGUUUGUACGACCCACUGCGCAACAGUCACAAACACAGCAACAGCAACAGCAACACUUAGCUCAACAGUUUCAACAACUUGCAGCACAGCAACAGCAGCACCUAGCUAAGCAGAUUCAUCACCAACUCCCGGUACAGCAGCAAAAUUCUUCAUUGUCCCAGCAACAACACCUUCGGAGUCAGCUAGCACAGCAGCAGCACCUUGCACCACAGCAGCAACAGAGCCAUGCAGCAACACAGCGGCCACCACAGCAGAUGCAUCUGACCCCAGCACAGCAACUGUACCCACUGUUGUUAGCACAGCAUCUGCAACUACAGCAAGGCCAACAGCAUCUACCACCGGCUGCUACACUGCAGCCUCAUGCACAGCAGCACCAGUCAGACAAAGAGUCACAGAGUAUCCAGGACCACAAACAGCAGCAGGCCGCCUGCUUAGAGUUUUGCUUUCAGCAGCCAGUGAGGCCACCACCCUUCAUAUUUUCAAUGCCACCGGGUUUAGCAAGCCCAGCAUCCACUCCCUCACCUGCAUCUGCACCAGUGUCUGGUGUGAAGCCAGCAUACGUCGCCAUGCCUGGUGUCUUACCAAGGGGCAUGCCUUGCCGCCCUCCCUUAUUCAUGCCACCUGUUAUGCGAAGAAGCUCUCAACUUUCGCAUUGGCAACAAGGAGCUCCUUUGCAAAGUCAACAGAAUCAACCAGAUCGUAGUCAAAGUUCCCCAAACACCAGUAACUCCCAUCCAGGCAGCUCCUGAAGCUCAGAGACUUCAUUCAAAAAUUACAUCCAAAGGUAUCACCCAUGCUGCUAACACCUUUUUAUUUAAGCAUUAUGUGUUUUAAUCUAAAAACUUUGAUGUCCUUUAUUUCAAAUACUAAAUGUGUGCCCAGAGUUUGUAUGCAGUAACACUUUAAAAAAUAAUUGCACCUUGAAAACUAUAUUUUGUGUCAUCAUUCAACAUGAAAUCUAGCUUUUCUUUUCUGAGGUAAUUUUGGAACUGCACACAGGGGUCACAAAGUUACAAAAAUUAUAGUUUAUUUUUUUUUCUGGAUUUAACCUUCAGUUCAAAUAUAUUUGAGAUAUAUAUAGUGUAGUUGUCUAGGUUUAAUAGAGUGGUAUCAGAUAAAGAGAUAGAAGAGAUAGUUAUACGGGAUGAUGGUAUCGAGACUGAACUGGCUGUAAAUGUGGAAUUUAGAGUGUGAUACUGUUUUCAAUGAACAUCUUAAGGACGACACUUGCCUAUCACACCAUGGGAAGGCAUCAAUGUGGCAAACAUUGUAGCUGAUAUUAUUAAGCACCAAAGGCAUGCAGAGAGAAAAAUAAACAACAGCAGCAGCCACAGUGACAGUGUUCUGAUGAUGAAUAAAUAUGUAGAGAGCUGUAUUUGUGUGGAGAAAGAAAUAUUUUAAAUACACAGAGCACACUAGUAUUAUAUUUCUUGCUACAGAUGGUAUCAUUCUUUUUUGGGGGGGAAAGGAGGAUUCUUAUUGUGACUGCAAAACCCAAGACAUUGCUUCCUAUCUCAUGUCCUCAGGUGUAUUUCUGAGAUUUUUCUGUUUGUAUGAUUGAAACUUGAGGUCUGUUUCAUUUUUUGAGACAUCUGCUGAUACUGCAACAGGCUGCACAACACAUACUAGCAUUGAGACUAAGUACAGGUGAGGAGAGCUGAAAUCUGUAUGAUGUUUUUAAAGAAUAUAUAUUUGUUUUAAUUCCUGUCCUUUUACCUGCUUUACAAGGUUUCUUUCCCUUUAAUUGUCUCUUCCUUUUUGUUUGCUUUUUGGGGGAAGCUCCAUAACCUGGUGGUUAUGGCGGUUGCAAGAUCAAGGCCCAUAAUUGAAAAAGAUUCUCUGAUCAACUAGCAUUUGCUUAGCAGAAAUGGGAAGGCUAGGGCAUCAGAAGUGACAAUGUUAGUGCACCAGAAGGAGAGGACUGGGCUCAGUCUAUAUGCUGCAACCUGGCAUAGGGAAACACUUAAUCACUGCCCAUACAACCUCCAGACUAUGGGUCUGAUCUUCACCCUUGACCUUCCUUUAGCUCUCAGCAUCUCUGUGCACUUUCCAAAAUGUCUGGACAAGGUAAGAUUGGGCACAGUUAUCUUUAGCAAGAAUUUAAAUCUUAUCCUUUUGCUGUAAUAUAAUGGUUAUGUUGCUUCUUCCUCCCUUGCAUGUAAAUAUAGGCAGAUGUUUUUCAGAGAGGUCUUUCAGAAAAUAAUUGUAAAUGACUUAAACCCAAAUAUAAAUAUAUAAGUGAUAAUUACAAGAAUACCUCAUUUGCUUGAUGAUGAGGCAAAGAAGGAAUGCAUUGUCUGUAUGCUGGAUCACUAAAUUUCAUGAUUGUGACCAUGUUUCCAUAUUAAUUUUGCACAUAAACUUCCUGCCUUUCCAUCGGCCAAAGAAAGCAGAAAAGGCAGAGCACAAUGCACAGAACAGUUUAGUAUGCUACACACAUUUUUUAUCUAUCUAAAAGGCUUAGUGUUGAGUGCAGAUGAUAUAAGUAUAGAUAAGCGACCAACUAUUUUGCAAAGAAAUUAUCAUUCUUAAGCAUUCACCCAUGGAUGUUCAAAAUGAGAAUGAAGCUAUCUGAGGCAGAGGGCAAUUCCUUACCAUUUUUCAUGUAGAUUUAAAAAACAACAUCCAGUUCUUCAGCAUCAGAGCUUAAAGAACUAGUAGGACAUAUACUUUUUCUGAUGAUUGCAUAAAGCUGUCUGUAAGGUGCUAUUUUCCCAAAGCUGGAUGAAAAGCCCCUUUGUAUUCUUGACAUACACGUCUACAAACAUCACUAAGAGAUCACAUUUGUGACAUGGUUUUACACAUUUUACACACAUAAGAAUUCACAAGUAAUCCCAGCUGUCCCAUUGGCAGGUUUAUAAUGUAAAGAUAUCCAUGAACAAUCCUUGUGUUGUGGACCUCUUUCUGUGCAUGGUAACAUUUGUAGAUAUGUCAAGAAUGAAAGGUAUUCAAAUUUUGGAAAAUGGUAUCUUUACUCAUAGAAGAAAUUUGCUCCCCCACUAGUCCUUUAAGACCAAACUUUGUCAUCAAAAUAAUUGGCUGCAAUGGUAGAAGGCAAGCUGUCAAAGUCUCCUUAUGGCAAGAAAUGAUUCAAGUGUGCUGCUGUAACUGUGGUUGAGUUAAAAUUAAAAGGUCCUUGAUACAUGUUUGUCAUUUACUUACUGCUGUUAGCCAUAUUUUGAAUAAUGUACCAUUUGUAUUUUGUGCCAUGAUGCAUCAGUUGAUGUUACUGCCUCUUUGGCUAGAUUCUGCUCACAUCUGUUCUCCAUGAUGACAUCGCUGUGCAUUUGUUUCAUGUCAAUCGGCAAUGACUUAGAUCUUUACAUGCUUAUGCAUCUGCACUUACAUGACAAGCUGCAAAAAUAUGUGGGUUUUUAUUUUUUAAAUAAUCUUAAAUUAUGAGACCUUCCAACCCCUUUACAAAGCAGCUCUUGUAAGAAUAUUUCUGAAAACUUAGAUAGCUAUAUUCAUUUGUAUUCUUCAGGAACAUUUGUCUAAUGUCAUGAAAAUAUUGCAUGUAUUAUUGCUUUUCUCCUUGCUUGUUGAUUGCCAAAAAAAGUUUGUAUGACCUAACAGAAUAUUUAUAUACUUGUGAAUAUUUAAUAUUUUAAUGUAGUAUUAAUUGUUUCACUUUUGCCUCUGAGUUUCUGGAAUGUAUUGCCCAAAUAGAAGUUGUAAUGUUAUCAUAUAGUCCGUAUAAUGGAGCCUCUUUUUAAGUAACAUUUUGCUGUAUAACAUUCCAUCUGGAUAGCCCUUACAGUUAUAUUUGUCACAGCUCUUGACCUGCAAGUAGCUGACAAACAUUUUUUAUCAGCACACUUUAACAUUGCUUUUAGUUAGGUUUUUUCCCCCUCAGUUUGUUUUAUUUGUAUAGUCAACAUAGUGAGGAGUUUUGGACAAGUUAAAUUUUUAACAUUCUCUGGUUAAGGUUGGUAACAUUGUUUAGGGUAAUUUGAAAAUCUACCAGUGAAUGGUUUAAUAUUAGUUUCUUAUGAAGCAAAAAGCUUAGGUGAUAAAAACAGACUACUCAG